Messenger RNA from Micropterus salmoides (largemouth bass), 578 nucleotides. RefSeq names its product xaa-Pro dipeptidase-like. The transcript is spliced from 6 exons. The record is from RefSeq and is a predicted model, not a curated record. Gene Ontology annotation, molecular function: peptidase activity. Lineage: Eukaryota; Metazoa; Chordata; Actinopteri; Centrarchiformes; Centrarchidae. The annotation marks the transcript as partial.
CAGAGACGCCACAUAGCCACAACGGCGUCUGACAAAGUGACCUUUAUUCUGCAGCCGGGACCAGAAGUAAACUGGUGCUUGUUGAAUCGUCUCCUCUACUGUGUGUCUCAGUCUUCUCAUUGCUCUCUGUCUGCUUCCUUGCAGAUAGUUGAUGUCCUGUCCAACCUGGGACCAGCAGUGCUCCUAACACUGCGAGGACAGAAUACAGAUAGCGGGAGCAUCUGCCGCGAAGCCUCCUUUGAAGGAAUUAGUCGCUUCCAAGUGAACAACACUCUUUUACACCCAGUCAUUGUGGAAUGCCGUCUGAUUAAGACUGAUAUGGAGCUGGAGGUCCUGCGCUACACCAACCGGAUUUCCAGUGAAGCCCAUAAAAUGGUCAUGAAGCAUGUGAAGCCUGGACAGAAGGAAUAUGAAAUGGAGAGCCUGUUCCAGCACUACUGCUACAAUAAAGGGGGCAUGCGCCACACCUCCUACACCUGUAUCUGUGGAACGUAAGGCUUUGUCAAUGAAUGUUCACCCAUUUCAUUUCCGACUGAAGCUGAAAUUAGGCUUCUCCAAAGGUGCAUGUACACGUGGUA